CCCGGCCCAAGUGAGACGGUCUAUCUUUCUGGAGUAAACACCGUUCCGCGUAACAACCGAUUUUGGCGCUGGCCCCCAGAUAAUUAAAGAUGAGAUAUUACUUCCUCCAGCUCGCCGCGGCCGCGGCCUUUGCCGUGAACAGCGCGGCCGGUCACUACAUCUUCCAGCAGUUCGCGACGGGCGGGACCAAGUACCCGCCCUGGAAGUACAUCCGGCGCAACACCAACCCGGACUGGCUGCAGAACGGGCCGGUGACGGACCUGUCGUCGACCGACCUGCGCUGCAACGUGGGCGGGCAGGUCAGCAACGGGACCGAGACCAUCACCUUGGACGCCGGCGACGAGUUCAGCUUCAUCCUCGACACGCCCGUCUACCAUGCCGGCCCCACCUCGCUCUACAUGUCCAAGGCGCCCGGAGCUGUGGCCGACUACGACGGCGGCGGGGCCUGGUUCAAGAUCUACGACUGGGGUCCGUCGGGGACGAGCUGGACGUUGAGUGGCACGUACACUCAGAGAAUUCCCAAGUGCAUCCCUGACGGCGAGUACCUCCUCCGCAUCCAGCAGAUCGGGCUCCACAACCCCGGCGCCGCGCCACAGUUCUACAUCAGCUGCGCCCAAGUCAAGGUCGUCGAUGGCGGCAGCACCAAUCCGACCCCGACCGCCCAGAUUCCGGGAGCCUUCCACAGCAACGACCCUGGCUUGACUGUCAAUAUCUACAACGACCCUCUCACCAACUACGUCGUCCCGGGACCUAGAGUUUUCUCUUGCUAGUCGCACUGGUAGAGGAUCAUUGGCAGGAUGAGUGUGUCGCAAGCGAUUCUGACAAUAUGACUAUUACCUACUUGUGACAUCCGAGUUAGUUAUAAUCCAAGUAAUUACCCGCAGAUCCGCCGUUCCACCAACUCUGUUUCUCCGCUAAGGCCGAAUCGCAAGCUGCCUGUGACA
Thermothelomyces thermophilus ATCC 42464 is the source of this 944-nucleotide messenger RNA. Its product is annotated as glycoside hydrolase family 61 protein. Lineage: Eukaryota; Fungi; Ascomycota; Sordariomycetes; Sordariales; Chaetomiaceae. Bases 90 to 770 code for a protein of 226 amino acids. The record is from RefSeq and is a predicted model, not a curated record. The transcript has 5 exons.